Penicillium bovifimosum is the source of this 1041-nucleotide messenger RNA. Its product is annotated as phenylacetaldoxime dehydratase family protein. Bases 1 to 1041 code for a protein of 346 amino acids. The record is from RefSeq and is a predicted model, not a curated record. NCBI's taxonomy places the organism in Eukaryota, Fungi, Ascomycota, Eurotiomycetes, Eurotiales, Aspergillaceae. The transcript has a single exon.
AUGUGGAGCGCUAAAUUGGCCGACAAGCCUUUCGUUUAUUCGAUUUUCGGAAUCCAGUACCCAACUGGAAACCCCACGAGUGUCCAGGAAGCUCUCACCGAGGAAUUCGACAGUCUCAUUUCCGGUCAUGGAACUCAUAUCGAGAGACUUAUCCAAGAUGGCUGCGCCACCCCGUCUGCUGGAAAGUCGCACGUUUGGAUCGCGUACUGGACGUCCAGCGAAGAAUAUCAGAAGUGGUGGACUCGAGACGAUGUAUCACAAUUCUGGGCAAGCCUUCCCUCCGACGCGGGAAUGUGGAGAGAGGUCCUGACACCAUCACCCCGACGAAGUCAGUACGGAGCCAACAAGAACGAGCCCUCGGGUCUCGGAAAUUUGGGCGAAAGAUUCGAUAUUGGCCGCAAGUCGGGUUAUUGGGGAUGUUAUCGCCAUCGGCUGGCUGACCACACUUCAGAUGAGAUGGUGUCUUCAGCGAAGCAGGACUUGGAGCCACGUAGACCGUUGAGCAAACUCUCAGCUGGGAUAUCGAGUCCUGAGAUUCGCCCGGGUCGGGUUCACAUGACACACUUUCCAAACAACAUUUGCUUCGUUGUCGAGGGACAAGACCAUUCUGCCAUUACGACCGAGGAGAAGAAACUUUGGGUUGAAAACUUCGAUGAAUCAGUCUCUCGUUGGAUGAAAGAUCUUAUGGAAGCAGGGCCUGAGUCGGGCAUUCUUGACAGGCGGAUGUGUUAUGAGAGAGACAGUGGUCUCUUCCUCGAGGGGGAACCGCAGGCGCUGAGAUACAACAAGAAAGUGCAAUUGUUUUAUUUCAAGGACCUCCGCCACUUUGAAAAGAUUGGACGGCAGAAUAAAGGUCAUGUCGAUUUGCGGAAACGAUUCCUUGAAGCGUAUGGUUCUGACGGGCACAUGAUGAAUGGGAACCUUUCGCUCUGGGUGGAGACGACCGUUUUGAAAGCAGAUGAGAUGGAUUGUGAGUAUGUUGGAUGUGUUGACGGAACUGGUUUUAUGGCUUUUAGUUCGGAUUUAGAUAAUUUUGCUUAG